AUUCCGAAAUUGCUUAUCUGCAACGGUAACCUCUGUACAAACUCUCUAUAUAAUCCAACACCUCCUCUGCUUCACUUUCCAUUCUCUCUCUCUCUCUCUCUCUCUCUCUAACCUUUCACACCGAUUCCGUGAAGUUCCUUCUCCUUCUCUCUGUGAAUAUAUAUAAAAUUUUAUUCAUAUAUAUUUAUAGAUCAUUCUGACCCACAUGGCUUUUCAGAGAUUUCUCUGCCUUUUCUUGAUUAUCUUCACUGGUUUAAUCUGUACGUCCAACGCUUAUAGAUUCAUUGUUGGUGGCGGAGACGGUUGGGUCUUAAGCCCUUUUGAGAACUACAACCACUGGGCUCAGAGAAAUAGGUUUCAAGUCAAUGACACUCUCUUUUUUAAGUACAAGAAUGGAUCAGACUCUGUUCUAGUUGUGAAGAAAGAUGAUUAUGACAAGUGCAACACAGAGAAGCCAAUCAUGAAGAUGGACGAUGGUGAUUCAGUCUUCAAGUUUGAUCGGUCGGGUCCAUUCUUCUUCAUCAGUGGAAACAAAGAUAAUUGCCAAAAGGGUCAGAAGCUCAUCGUUGUUGUUUUGGCAGUCAGAAACCAUCACAAGUCUCCUCCGGCGCCGGUGGGUCAGACUCCGGCAUCGUCACCGUCACCAACAAAGUCCUCCCCUUCGCCGGCCCCAGCUACAACACCAUCUCCAAUUUCUCACACUACGCCGGCAACUUCACCGUCACCCACAGGAUCCUCCCCUUCGUCGGCCCCAUUCACAACACCCGUACUGUCACCAUCUCCAAUUUCUCACACUCCGCCGGCAACGUCACCCAUCUCUCCAUCUCCGGUGACUAUGCCUCCGGUAAGUUCUCCGGUGCGAGCUAUGACACCCAAAUCGCCUUAUCCGGCUACCCACUCCCCGGUCCCGCCUCCAACCUCAGUUGUCUCACCGGCACCGUCAAUUGCACCAGUAACCGCUUCUCCAGUGAAUACUCCGACAACCUCGCCUUCUGCAGCACCAAUAGUUGUAACUCCUCCAUCUCCAUCGACAUCAUUGCCUCCGGCGACGUCUAGCUCCGGCAGUCCUACGGCGGACGUCAUUGCACCGACACCACCUCGUUCAUCUGCACCGGCUGUUUUUACUCAUUCAGUUGUGUUUGUGUCAUGGUUGUCACUUGUGUUGAGUGUGGCUCUGUAAGUGCUCACUAGGAUCAUGAAAAAAAUAUGAUAUAGAACUGGGUUUUGUUCAUCGGUGGAUUCCAUUAGUCCUUGUUAUUGAUUUGUUCGUUUCUGGUUUCUUAGAUUAUUGGACAGAUGGAUUUGGUAUUAUUUUUUAUGUUUUGAUCGGUGUUUGAUUGAGUUUUAAUGGACAUAAUGUACGCAUUUAUGAGUAAA
Molecule: messenger RNA, 1377 nt
Organism: Cornus florida
Lineage: Eukaryota; Viridiplantae; Streptophyta; Magnoliopsida; Cornales; Cornaceae
Product: early nodulin-like protein 3
Exons: 2
Coding region: 206-1180 (324 amino acids)
Cellular component (GO): plasma membrane
Molecular function (GO): electron transfer activity
Source: RefSeq, a predicted model, not a curated record